AUGUAUCGUUUAGGUAUACGAAGUUUGAUCCGUGUUCAGUUAAAACAAUGCUCCAGGUCAAUAACUUGUACUCAGGCAGUACAAACUACAGAUUGGCGGGUUUCUCGCGGACUUCCUAUUAACAAAAACGCUGAAGGAGUUCUUACAGAUGGCCCCGACUAUACCUUUUUGGACGGAAGACCUACCCCUUUACUGCAAAAACAAAAGUUACGAAUGCUCAAAAAUAGAGAAGUUGCAGCAAAAAUUGUUGAAUUAAGCACAGAAUUAGACUUUGCAAAAAGCAGACAUCAAAAGUUGUUAGAUGCUAAGGAGAGAGAGAGACAAACCAUCUUGCAAAAUAGACUAAAGCCAAAGGGAAAUGCACUGCUGAAGAAG
Iphiclides podalirius (scarce swallowtail) is the source of this 375-nucleotide messenger RNA. NCBI's taxonomy places the organism in Eukaryota, Metazoa, Arthropoda, Insecta, Lepidoptera, Papilionidae. The record is from the annotation of a GenBank genome assembly.